Monosiga brevicollis MX1 is the source of this 561-nucleotide messenger RNA. RefSeq lists its product as uncharacterized. Gene Ontology annotation, biological process: signal transduction; activation of GTPase activity. The record is from RefSeq and is a predicted model, not a curated record. The transcript is spliced from 4 exons. The annotation marks the transcript as partial. Gene Ontology annotation, molecular function: GTPase activator activity. NCBI's taxonomy places the organism in Eukaryota, Choanoflagellata, Craspedida, Salpingoecidae.
GGCUAUGGUGACGUACCCCGUCUCAUUUCAGAUUGCGUCGAAUAUCUCACCGCCAAUGCCCUGGACGAAGUGGGCAUCUUUCGUUUGCCCGGCAGCGCCGUUCGCAUUCGUGAGCUGAAGCACGCCUACGCGACUGGACAACACCCCGACUUGAACGAGAGCGAUGUGCACUCAGUGGCCUCACUCCUCAAGCUCUACUUUCGUGAGCUUCCCGAGCCUUUGAUGACUCGCUCCCUUCGAAGCAAUUUUCUCAACGCAACACGCUUCUACAAGGCCAGUGCUGAUCAGGAUAUCAGCAGCAUUCAACGCGUCAUCCCCCAAAUGCCAGCCCACAACGCCGUUCUGCUUCGCUAUCUCUGUGCUUUCUUGGCCAAGGUCGUGGAGCAUGCCGAUGAGAACAAGAUGACCUUGGCCAAUGUUGCCACGGUCUUCGCACCCAAUGUUCUUGACUCUGGCGUAAGCUUUUGGCAACACACACACACACACACACACACACACACACACACACACACACACACACACACACACACACACACACACACCCGUUGGCUAGCUGGCUAG